AUGACGUUGUGGAUCAAAGCUUUUUUUGGGGGCAAGCUCUUGGACGCAGGGGCUGAGAUGCUGCCCAUGUUGCUGUUGCGAGUCUCUCGACCUGGGACAAGGCCAGAGGCCGACAACCAGGGCCUGGCUCUGAUGAGAGCUGGUGGAUAUCCACUUGCUUUUCCAGCUUUCACCUGGAAGGUGAAGGCCAACAACCGAAACUACCACAUGCAGUUCAAGAAGAAAUUUGCCUUCUGUCUGACCAAGAAAGGCAAUGCCAUUAAGACAGCCAAGUACAACAUCAUCACCUUCCUGCCGCUGAACCUCUAUGAGCAGUUCCACUGAAUGGCCAACAUCUACUUUGUCUUUGUCAUCCUCUUACAGACCUUCCCUGAGAUUGCCACGCUGCCCUGGUACACUCUGCUGUUCCCCCUGAGCUGCCUUCUCAUCAUCCAGAGUCUACGAGACCUGAUCGAUGACAUUGUUCGUCAUCAAAGUGACAGAAACAUCACCAGCAGACCAUGUGAAAUCCUGUCUGGGAAGAGCUUCCGCUGGCAGAAAUGGCGUGACAUCUGCGUUGGGGACAUUGUCCACCUGCAUAAGGAGAGCUUCAUCCCGAUGAGCAGACCCGGAGCUGGCUGCGCUGACAUGCUCUUGCUGCACAGCUUGGAACCCAGCAGCCUGUGCUACGUGGAGACUGCCGACAUCGAUGGGGAAACAAUCCUGAAGUUCAGACAAGCCCUUCUGGUCACCCACCAGGAGCUGGUGAGUGAGGAGACCAUGGCCACCUUUGAUGGGAGGGUGACCUGUGAGGAGCCCAACAGCCACAUGCACAGCUUCACCAGCACACUGGAGUGGAGGGGCGAGACCUACUCACUCGACAACAAAAGGAUCUUGCUGCGAGGCUGCAAGCUUCGCAACACCAACGUUUGCUACGGCUUGGUUAUCUAUGCAGAGGGGUGGGUCUUCAGAGGAUUUGAUUCCAAAAUUAUGAGGAACUGUGGAAAGAUCAAGCGGAAGAAAACCAAGCUGGACCACGCGAUGGAUCAGCUGGUGAUCAUAAUCUUCCUGGUGCUGUUGGUCACGUCGCUGUGCCUCACCAUUGCCUCUGGGUUCUGGGCCAGGAAGUUCCAGGAGAAGCACAUCUACCUCUCUGUUCUCUUCAAGCACGCAACCCCUGCCCAGCAGGCUUUCUUCAACUUCUGGGGCUUCAUGAUCCUCCUGAGCAUCAUCAUCCCUAUGUCCAUGUAUAUAAUGUUUGAAUUCAUCUAUCUGGUGAACAGCUUUUAUAUCAACUGGGAUCUGGAAAUGUAUUACGCUGUCAAGGACAUUCCAGCAAAAGCCAGAAGCACCAGCCUCAAUGAUCAGCUUGGCCAGAUCGAAUAUAUCUUCUCAGACAAGACUGGCACCUUGACACAAAACAUUAUGAGCUUCAAGAAAUGCUGUAUCAACGGGACCAUUUAUGGUAACUUUUGGUGGAAGCAAGUUUGUAGGGGGUUGCAGUUGACCUGGAGCCACCACAGGGAGAAGAAGUUGGACUUCUGCGACGUGAAGCUGCUGGAAGCCACCCGGUGGGACAGCGACCCUGUGCUGAGGGAGUUCCUGAGGCUGCUGGCCCUCUGCCACACUGUCAUGGUGGAGGAGAAGGGCGACCAGCUGGUUUAUCAGGCAGCUUCACCAGAUGAAGAAGCGCUGGUGUUGGCAGCCAGGAACUUGGGGUACAUCUUUCUGGCCCGAAUGCAAGACACCAUCACCAUCAGUGAGCUGGGAAGGACGUACAAAGUGCUGGCCAUGCUGGACUUCAACAGCGAUCGCAAGAGGAUGUCUGUCCUGGUGCGAGUCCCCCAGGGCACGAUCCGGCUCUACACCAAGGCUGACACGGUCAUUCUGGAGAGAUUGCAGAUGCGAGGGCCCAAUGAGACCUUCACUGAGAUGGCACUGGAUUGCUUUGCAGAGGAGACACUGAGGACUUUAUGCCUGGCCAGCAAGGAGGUGAGCGAGGUUGAGUACAGCGAGUGGAGCAGGAGGCACCAGGAGGCCAGCGUCCUGCUGCAGGGCCAUGCGCGGGAGCUGGACAAGCUGUACGAAGAGAUGGAGCAGAACCUGCAGCUGCUUGGGGCCAAGGCCAUCAAGGACAAGUUGCAGGAUGGAGUCCCUGAGACCAUCCAGCUGCUGAAACUGGGCAACAUUAAAGUGUGGGUGCUGAUGGGAGACAAACAAGAGACCGCAAUGAACAUUGGCUACGCGUGCAAGCUCCUCACGGAUGACAUGGAGAUCCUGGAGGAGAAGGAGAUCAGUGAGAUCCUCGAGGCUUACUUGGGGAGCAACAGCAACCUCAGUGGCAGCAGGGAAGCCCUGUGCAGUGAGCGCCUCUCCCAGCAGCGCCCAGAGGCUUCGCGCCACAAUAAGAGAGCCAUCGUCAUCAGUGGGGACUUCCUGGACAAAAUCCUCCACGUGGGAGAGGUGCUGAAGGAGAAGGGGUGGCUGUGGCGGCAGCUGGCUUGCUGCAGGGCUACGGGCUCGCAGGAACAGGGCAGUCUGGUGGAGAAGGCCUUCGUGGACUUGGCCACCAGCUGCCAGGCAGUGAUCUGCUGCAGGGUGACCCCCAAGCAGAAAGCCCUCAUCGUGCAGCUGGUGAAGAAGCACAAGAAGGCCAUCACACUGGCCAUCGGGGAUGGGGCCAAUGAUGUCAACAUGAUCAAAACUGCUGACAUUGGGGUGGGCAUCAGCAGGCUGGAGGGCAUGCAAGCCAUGCAGUGCAGCAACUAUGCCCUGGAGCAGUUCUCUUACCUCCAUCGCCUCCUGCUCAUCCACGGCCGCUGGGCAUAUCUGCACAUCUGCAAGUUCCUGCGCUACUUCUUCUACAAGACCUUUGCUGGCCUCAUGGCCCAGGUCUGGUUUGCUUUCCACAGUGGAUUCAUGGCUCAGAUGAAGGAUGCUGCUUCUCUGUAUGAUGGCUGGUUCCUUGCACUCUACAUUUUCUACACCACCUACUCUGUGCUGUCUGUGGGCCUUCUGGAGCAGGACGUGAGUGCUAAGAAGAGCCUGGAGUUCCCUGAGCUCUAUGUGAUUGGGCCUUCGAGGACCAUGUUGAUCAUCCUGGACACCAAGUUCUGGACAGUGUCCUUCCUGAUGGUCACAGCCAGCCUGCUGCUCUUCUGCCUCUUCUCCUUCCUGACCCAAAGCAUUGGUACCUUCAGGAUAGCCCCUGCUGUCUUCUGCUUCCCAGAUGCCAGCCAGAACACCCUGACUGACCCCUACAUCCUGCUCGUGGUUCUGCUGUCCCUGGUGAUGAACACCAUCCCCUUGCUCACCAUCCACUUGUACCGCACCAUCAUGGGCAAAACCUCCAUCCGGCAGAAGAUCUGCUGGAAGGAGCCCUCGGUGGAGCUGCAUGCCCAUGCCCCUCGCGGCUCCUUCUACUGCUGCUCCAUCUACGCCUUCUCCCACCAGGAGGGCUACGUCGGCCUCAUCACCCGCGGGGAAAGCCUGUGCACCAGGGGCACCCGCAGCGCUGCCCCGGGUCUCCGGCACCAGGAGAUGACCCUGGCUUUGUCCUCCCUCCCCAGCCCCUCGGCGUAG
Messenger RNA from Phalacrocorax carbo (great cormorant), 3561 nucleotides. NCBI's taxonomy places the organism in Eukaryota, Metazoa, Chordata, Aves, Suliformes, Phalacrocoracidae. The record is from RefSeq and is a predicted model, not a curated record.